Cottoperca gobio is the source of this 2413-nucleotide messenger RNA. RefSeq names its product hydroxysteroid (17-beta) dehydrogenase 12a (gene hsd17b12a). The transcript has 11 exons. Gene Ontology annotation, cellular component: endoplasmic reticulum. Gene Ontology annotation, molecular function: oxidoreductase activity. NCBI's taxonomy places the organism in Eukaryota, Metazoa, Chordata, Actinopteri, Perciformes, Bovichtidae. The record is from RefSeq and is a predicted model, not a curated record.
CAACCUCCUUAUAAAGGGACUCUCUCACGUUGUGGCUUGGAAAUUAGAGCACAUAGCCUAAAAUUGAGGUCUCCACACACACACACAUACACAUACACACACACACACGCCGAGUCACCGAGAGCCGCUGCCAUGAACUGGAUGAACGUGGAGGAGACGCUCCGCAGGGCCGAGACGCCUCUCUUCUGGGUCGGCGCGUUCACUGUGGCCUCGCUGGUGCUGUGGGUGCUCUACAGGCUGUUCUCAGGCUUUAGGAUCUGGGUCUUGGGAAACGGGCUGCUGAUCUCUCCGAGGCUGGGCAAAUGGGCAGUUGUGACGGGAGGCACUGAUGGAAUCGGGAAAUCCUAUGCGGAGGAGCUGGCUCGUCGCGGAUUUUCUGUGGUGUUGAUCAGUCGCUCUCAGGACAAACUGGAUGACGUGGCCAAGUCACUCGAGGAUCAGUAUAAAGUGGAGACCAGGACCAUUACAGUCGACUUUGGUAAGGCGGACAUCUACCAGAAGAUCGAGGAGGGGCUGACUGGCUUAGAGAUCGGUGUUCUUGUCAACAAUGUUGGUGUGUCCUACUCCUACCCUGAGUACUACCUCAAUAUUCCUGAUCUGGACAAUUUCAUCACAAACAUGAUAAACGUCAACGUGACCUCCGUCUGCCAGGUGAGAUGACCUCGUCUGGUGCUGCCCAGAAUGGCUGACAGGUCCAAAGGUAUUAUCCUGAACAUCUCCUCUGCCAGCGGCAUGUACCCCCUCCCUCUGCUUACAGUCUAUUCUUCCACAAAGGCCUUUGUGGAUUUCUUCUCCCGUGGCCUUCAGGAGGAGUACAGGCGUCAGGGCGUCAUCAUUCAGAGUGUGCUGCCCUUCUUCGUGGUCACUAAAAUGACUCGCAUCAAGAAGCCCACCCUGGACAAGCCCACUCCUGAGCGCUAUGUGGCAGCUGAGCUCGCCACUGUGGGUCUGCAGUCCCAGACCAAUGGCUAUUUCCCACAUGCUGUCAUGGGAUGGUUGACCACCAAGCUGGUUCCGAUCAACCUCGUCAUCUUCUUUGGAGCCAGAAUGAACCGUCUGCAGCGAUCCGGAUACCUGCGGAGGAAGAAGCAGCGGGAGGAGAGGAACGGAGACAGUUUGAAGAAUGAUUAGGAAGAUGGCUGACAAAUCGGUGUUGAUCAACUCUGUUCUGACCAGGUGCAGCGUUAAAGGAAAGGAGAGAUUGUGUUUUAGUAUGCGUGUGGUUGAUCCUCCAGGGUUACCUGAGGUUUCACAUUUGUGCCUUCAGUAAGUGUGCUCGUCAAAGUAAUGUAUGACUUUGUUUAAAACGGCAAACUGUGCCCUGAUGUGAUUUUGUCUGGAGAGAAAUGAUCAAAGAAGGCAGAAGCUGAAAUGUUGUUAAAAUGCUGCUCUUGGCAAAGAACAUUAAUCCAUUUUGUCACUGACGCUGAUGGAAAUAAUGCAACCAAAAAAUGAAUGCAGGAGUUGUUAACCCUGCUGUUGUAAGCAGUGGAAACUGGUGGUGGUUUUUAUAUAUAUAUAUAAUUAUUUAUUUCGUAUUUGUAUGACCACAUGAGCCAAACUCUUUUUAGAGGCUAGCUUUCAACCUAGUCCUGUUUACAAUUCAUGAGCUAUUUAAAGAUGGCAAUUUCUGCUUUCUAUCAUGUCGGUUAACUUUCAUUACUAACUGCUAUCAUCAUGCUUUGGCUCUUCCAUAAUAUUGUGUGUUUACAGUAUAUUUAAAAUGAUAUUUUGUGGUGGGUUGCUGUUGCACCAAUGUUCUAAACCAAAGUUUUUCAUAUUAACUGGCAUUCCUCACAAGUGCCUUCUGACAUUAAUGCUGGAAAUGGUCAAAUUCAAUGAGCGGGUGUUGACUGGUUAAAAAUGUAUUAUGAAAGGAUGUAAUUCAACUAGUAUGAUGUCUGUGAACUGAACAGUUGCUCCGUGUUGUGCCUUUUUUUAAUCAAAAUGUAAACCUUUAGCCGACGAAGGAAAACCUCUUGACCGCUGGACAUCUACAUUAGUUCCUCCAGUGUGUGUUUGAAAGGAUUUCACAGGGAUGAAGAAUAUUCUUGGUUCAUUGUGGAGCAAAUCUCCCUCUAGUUGAAGUUAAAACUAAAAUGUGAAAGUUUUACAUCAUUACCUACAGACUGGUUCACAUGCUACCAAAUGUUUUCUUCAAAAACAGGAGAACUGCUCCUAUUUAUGCAGUUGAUGCAAAAGUGAAUACCCCAUAUGACUUGGUCUGACCUGUGCCGCAACUAAAGCGGUCUUGUGAAUGCUUUGCCUUUUUGUAAUAAGUCUUUUUUAAUAUGCUUGGAAAUAAAUAAUAAAAAUCUCUACAUGUAAAAUUCACUGUUUUCAUUUAUAUAGCUGGAAAGUGGCAACUAAUGUUUUCUACUGUUUGUUAAUAAAAGCUCUGGCACACAGCACA